Molecule: messenger RNA, 918 nt
Organism: Talaromyces stipitatus ATCC 10500
Lineage: Eukaryota; Fungi; Ascomycota; Eurotiomycetes; Eurotiales; Trichocomaceae
Exons: 2
Coding region: 1-918 (305 amino acids)
Molecular function (GO): protein dimerization activity
Source: RefSeq, a predicted model, not a curated record
AUGGAUUCAAAGCUUAUUCAGUAUAAUGUUACUACUCGCUGGAAUUCCUCUUAUCGCAUGCUUAAUGAUGCUUGGAAUGCUGCUCCUCAGAUUCAGGAAUAUCUUAAGAUAAAUCAUAUCUUACCUCCUUUUACUGACCAAGACUGGAAUCAGCUUGGACAAAUCUGGAUAGUCCUUGCAGAGUUUGAUAGAUAUACACUAGAGCUCUCUACUGAUAUUCCACAAAUCAGUCAGUCUUUGGCUAUCUACUAUCAGCUCUUUGAUCUUCUUCAAGAAGUCCAGGAUAGGGAGGGAAAAUUCAAGGACUUUGACGCAGAUAUCGCUAAUGCAGCUAAAAGUGCCAUGACGAAAUACGACAAGUACUAUACUCUUAUGGAUGAUUCAUGCGAUAUUCUCUAUAUUACAAUGCUUUUAGAUCCUCGGUUUAAGAAACUUGUUCUUGAGCAUGAGCUACAGGAUGAAGCUAAGGAUAUUAUUACUGCUAUGCAAGAGCAGCUUGAGAUCCAGUAUCCUAUACCUUAUAAGCUGGAACUUCCUAUAGCUUCAGAAGAGCUAGGACUAUCAGCUGCAUUGGAAAAUCCGCAUAAGACCAUAGUAUCGGAGAUGAUGAGUAAGAUUAAGGCAAAGUCACAAAAGUCUACAGAAAAGUCCUCUGAUAUUGCACGAUAUCUCAAUUCUGACGUUGUGGAAUUUAACGACAAGAAGAGAGAUUGGAUCUAUACAUGGUGGAGAGGUUAUAUAAAUGAAUAUCCAUGCAUGGCAGCAGCUGCACGGGAUUACUUAGCUGUUCCAGCAGCAGAGGUUGAUGUUGAGAGAGUAUUUAACACUGGACGGGAUCUUCUUGGCUUACGGAGGUGGUCUUUGAGCAGUGGAACUAUGAGGAAGCUCCUUAUACUGAAAGAUUCACUUAGUAAAUAA